Messenger RNA from Prorocentrum cordatum, 549 nucleotides. NCBI's taxonomy places the organism in Eukaryota, Dinophyceae, Prorocentrales, Prorocentraceae. The record is from the annotation of a GenBank genome assembly.
GACGACCCUUGGUGCGAGCACUUCACGAGUCGUGAGCACGCCAGGAAGGUUCGCAACUGGGCGCCGGGGACGACCGUUAACCCGGAGCACCCGGGCGCGGUGCCGCCGCCACCGCGGGCUCUGGGCUGGGGCGCCUGCGCCGCGGCGCCUCCGCCAGCGCCGGCGUGGGGGGCGUGGAGCGUCGCCUCGGAGGCGCCUCCGCCUCCGCCCGCCCGGGGCCCAGCCGCGGGCGCGGCAGUGGUUCCCCCUCCGCCGGCCGCUGGCUCGCAGCGGCCGGCGGACGCGGCGGCGCCCCCGCCUGUGAUCGCUCUAACGGACGGAUCCACGCAAGAUGCGCCCGAGCAGGCCGAGGGCGAUCAGGCGGGGCGCGCUCCGUGGGGUGCAGUCCCGGCGGCCUGGGGCGCGCCCGCCGCGGCGCCUCCGCCUGCCUGGGGCCCAGUCGCGGGAGCGGCAGUGGUCCCGCCUCUGACCGACGGCUCCACGCAGGAUAGGAUCGACGCUCUCGAGCGAGCCGUGAGCGAGCUGCAACAGCAGCUCGCUCGCCUGCAG